CUCUUUCGUUCAAGUCACUUAAGAGCAGGAUACAAUUGCAGCGCACUGAUUACUGUUCAUCUGGAAAAGGGGGUUGUGUAGGGAAAAUAUCAAUCUUAUUGAAAGCUAUUCACCUGCGUCAGACAGAGGGUACUGCAGCUGGACUGGGAACAGGCAGGUCACAGGGAGGCCCCAUUGGGUCUUUCAGGAUCUUGAGUCUUAACGGAGGCAGGUGGCAGCCCCUGCAGUCCAUGGGCACCCGUAGUAUGAGCAGGGCAAUGAUGAUAGCACCAGAAAUCGAAAAUCCACGCCUACAAAGAAAGUGAUAGUUCUGAGAAUGUGAGAUGCAAAAGGUUCCAUCACGACUGUGAAGAUCUGAGCUUCAAAUGGGAUCAAAUCCACAAAUCCCAAAACUUCUGAAAUCAUUUUAACUAAGGGCAGACAUCCAACUUCUCUUCAGAUCUAAGUACAGCAAAGCCAAGAGCCAAUCCAAAAAUGAGAAUCAGCUUCUGCCAAGGCUUGUUGACAGGCGCCAUAGUUCUUAACCUUCUGAUUCUUUACUACGUCUCCAGGGCGCAGCAGCAGAUGAUGGAGAAACGUCGUGAACCAGGCAAGGGGGCACCUAAGAGGGCUUCCCUACCCAUCCCUGGCAUGGGAAUUGGCAGCAGCAGCAGCAGAGGUCCAGGUAUCACAAUACUGGUACGGGAGUUUGAGGAUUUUGAAAACUACGUUGCAGAUGUGGCUCGCUCCUUCUUGAAGAUCAGGCCCGAGCUGCCUUUUGUGGUGGUAGCAGAUACGUUGCCCUACCCUCCGCUUGCCUUGCCAGAGGGGGUCCGAUUGGUGGUUCUGAAGCCCGCUCCAGAUCAGCCUCCGCAGGUUUCCCGACCGGAGCUCUACAUCCAGACGGAAUACGUACUUGUAGUCCCGGACGGAGUGGAGCUGGAUUUGGGACGGCAGCUGGACAGGCUGCUGAAGGAGUUGGAAGGAGAAGGGGGGGGGCCCGUUCGCUUAGUAGCAGCCCCCGUGUUAACGCGCUCCGCGGUCCAGUGCCUUCACUUGAGGGUCAGCCUCCGAGAGUGGACGGCUACCUACGCUCCAGCGGCCUCCGGGAGCAGUGGCAGCGUCUGCACCGCGUUACGAGGGGAUGCGGUCAUCCUAAUCCGGACGGAGGACCUCUUUAAUCUCUCGACCCCACUUUCCAAGCCUCUGAUGACCUCCAUCUUUAUUCAGACCUCCUUGAGGGGAUGGAAAGUCAAACUCCUGGAAGGGCCGGCUUUUGGCUCCAACCGGCGGCCCUUGUUCAGCUCAGCCCACAACCAGUGGAAGGUGGACAGCCGACUGAAGGAAUCGACUGCUCGGCUGUUCAGGGAAUUCGGUAUCAAGCGUGUCAUUCAAGCGGAAGGGAAAGACCAGUGGUACGGGUGCAGGAAAGAGACGGAGAGGUGUUUCGGAACAGUUCUAGAUGACACUCCGGAUUAUCUCUACCUAGAUCGCUGGACUCCUCCUUGCUGCCUUCGUGCUCUUCGAGAAACGACCAAAUACGUCAUCAAUAUCCUAGAGACCUCCGGGGUCCGGUACUGGCUGGAAGGGGGCACCCUUUUGGGAGCAGCCCGCCACCAAGACAUCAUUCCUUGGGACUACGAUGUAGAUUUGGGGAUCUAUCUGGAAGACAUUCCCAAUUGCGACUACCUGAAGAGCCUGGAUUCUGGUUCCUUAACGGACGCCAAUGGCUAUGUAUGGGAGAGAGCCGUUGAAGGGAAUUUCUACCGUGUCCAGUACAGCGAGGCCAAUCACCUUCAUGUUGACCUUUGGCCCUUCUACUCCCGCAAUGGCGUGAUGACCAAGGACAGCUGGACGGAUCACAAGCAGGAUGUGGAGUUUCCAGAGCACUUUCUGCACCCGCUCGUCCCCAUGCAGUUUGCAGGAAUCACCGCCUACGCCCCCAACAAUCACCAAAGCUUCCUGGAGCUCAAAUUCGGAGAAGGAGUCGUGGAGAACCCCCAGUACCCCAACCCAGCCAAGAAGAGACUGGAGAAAUCCAAGCUGUGAGCCUCCAAGCCCUUUGAGACCCGUUAGAACUGCAAAAAAUAUAUAUAUAAUUCAUCCCCUUUACCUGUAAAACAUACAGUACUGUGCCGGAGAUUGAGAGCAGAAUUGCACAACACACAACAUGACAGGUUACAGAGGUGUUUAGAUAAUCAAGGUUUUACUGUAGACAUGUGUCCUGGAUAGAAUGUGAACAGUGUUAGCUUGGAAAAAAAAAUUUAAAUAAGAAAAAAGGAUUUCGAUCGUCAGUGAACAACUGUUGCAAACUGAGCAACAAUUAUUUUUACUGUUUCAAUCUGUUAUUUAUUAUUAAGGCUGUAUUUUUUUCACCGUUCUCUCGAUUUCUGUGAAAUGUACCCAUUGC
Molecule: messenger RNA, 2389 nt
Organism: Acipenser ruthenus (sterlet)
Lineage: Eukaryota; Metazoa; Chordata; Actinopteri; Acipenseriformes; Acipenseridae
Gene: fkrp
Product: fukutin related protein
Exons: 2
Coding region: 475-2028 (517 amino acids)
Biological process (GO): protein O-linked glycosylation via mannose
Cellular component (GO): Golgi apparatus
Source: RefSeq, a predicted model, not a curated record